Molecule: messenger RNA, 758 nt
Organism: Crotalus tigris (Tiger rattlesnake)
Lineage: Eukaryota; Metazoa; Chordata; Lepidosauria; Squamata; Viperidae
Gene: PDPN
Product: podoplanin
Exons: 5
Coding region: 199-582 (127 amino acids)
Biological process (GO): positive regulation of extracellular matrix disassembly; lung development; cell morphogenesis
Cellular component (GO): lamellipodium; apical plasma membrane; basolateral plasma membrane
Molecular function (GO): protein-folding chaperone binding; signaling receptor binding; chemokine binding
Source: RefSeq, a predicted model, not a curated record
UCUCGGCUGUGUCCAUCACUUGGUCAAGCCCGCCAGGAGAGCAGAAGAGCGGUAGCUGCAGCCUUCCCGGGGACGGUCAAACCCAAAACUUUGGCCAGACCAGUAAGCCAGUGGGGGAACUAGAUUAACCAGGGCUGGGCUUCUGCUGGGCCGGACAGGGGGCGAUUUCUCUGCUUCUUUUGGAACAAGAAUUCAAAAAUGACCAUUAAAAUACGGCUCCUCAUUUUCCUCGUGGCCGGAGUGACCAUCUGCCUCUUUGCCAAGGAAGCAAGGACAGCUCCAGCAGAGGAGGAGGAGGAGGAGGAGGAGGAGGAGGAACCGGGCAAGGCGCCUCUGGGAGCCAGCGAGGGCCCAGACUACUCCGAAGUGCCCACUCUGGCACUGAUGACCACAGACAGCGUCUCGUCUUCCAGCGACCUUGGGGAGAACGCUACGGACACAGAGCUGCCUGAAACCUCGGAGGACCACCUGGAAACGGUCACCCUGGUUGGCAUCAUCCUUGGCACCAUUGCAGCUAUCGGAGUGGCCACAGGGAUCGUGAUUGUCGUCGCCAAGAAAAUGUCGGGCAGGUACUCGCCCUAAACCUCGCUGAGGAGGGGGAAUCCUGCCCUCCUAAAGCCACUUUCUGAUUUCAGGGGGAAACGGUGUCACCAUCUGGCAGCCUUGGACCUGCUACGCUCUGGGCUUUGAUUCAAAUGACAAAGAGAAAUGUUUCCUGUUAUCUCCCACUCUGUUCAAAAACAUAUUUUUGAAGGCUC